AUGCUUGCAUCUAGGCCCUAUUCUGUUUCAGCUAGCAGGUCAGCCAGGUAUCCAAUAUCACAGGCUCGGACUCCUCCUCUUUGGAGGGGCCUCUCCCCGAGGUCGAGGUUCUUCUGGAUCGACGCAAUAUGCGUCGAUCAAUCCAAUACCCUGGAGCGAAACGCACAGGUCGCCAUUUUUGCAGAUCUGUUCCGCGCAGCGCAGAGCGUAACCGUCUGGCUAGGCCCAGAGGACCAAUUCACAGACGAUGCGCUUGCGGCAGUCGAGGCCAUCUCGCCAUUGAUGGCCCUCUCUGCGGCCGACACAACCAGGGAGUCCCGGCGGGCUUGGGAUGAUAUCAGCUACACCGACUUCUUCGACGAGGGCUGGGCAAUGUCACUCACCGCCAGUGGCUGGGUCUCCUCGCACUGCUCAGCCGGCCCUGGUUCCAGAGGGCCUGGGUCGUACAGGAACUCGCGCUCGCGAGACAGGCUAUGGUCGUCUGUGGGGAACGCAUGGUAUAAUGCUCUGAAACAAUUUCCCGAUCCUGAAGAUGAGGCCGGCGAUCUCGAGCAGAGUGGCAGUACCUUUGGCUCCGUAUCGCUCGACCGGCUUAUGUCAGUACAUCGCGACAAGCUCGCUACCGACCCUCGAGAUAAGGUUUAUGCUUUUAUUGGCCUCGCAGACACAAAGACGGAGGUAUGCGGAUCGCCAGCGAGCUCUAUUCGCCCGGAUUAUGAGCUUCCGGUCCAGGACGUCUACACGCGCGUCAUGGCGCAGCUCCUGCUCGCUAACCGCGACCUACAUUUGCUCUCUCACGUCCAGGACCCAAGCCUUACAAAGCUUGAGGGCCUGCCGAGCUGGGUACCUGAUUUCAGUGUGAUGCUGGCCCCCUACCCGCUGAGGUUCCGAGGGGCCGUCUCCUGGUCGGCAUGUGGGGACACCCGGUGGCAGCCGCCGCCGAGUGACGAGGACAUGAAACGAGGGAUACUGCAUGUUCAAGGAUCAAAUAUCGGGGUCGUCGAGGAGACUGCCCUGUUAAAAGACGAGGUGGAAUGCUCCGCGGAGUAUUGGUCCAGCAUUGUGAAUCUGGCACUGAGCCUAGACGAGCAAUAUCCCGAUCUUCCCAACUGGACCACCGACUGGAGAAAGCCUAAGCCGGCGCCUCACUCUCGCCUCGAGGCCUUCACCUAG
Messenger RNA from Diaporthe batatas, 1173 nucleotides. RefSeq lists its product as uncharacterized. Bases 1 to 1173 code for a protein of 390 amino acids. The record is from RefSeq and is a predicted model, not a curated record. Lineage: Eukaryota; Fungi; Ascomycota; Sordariomycetes; Diaporthales; Diaporthaceae. The transcript has 5 exons.